Messenger RNA from Podarcis muralis (Common wall lizard), 3651 nucleotides. RefSeq names its product calcium voltage-gated channel auxiliary subunit gamma 7 (gene CACNG7). Gene Ontology annotation, biological process: transmission of nerve impulse; positive regulation of synaptic transmission, glutamatergic; calcium ion transport. Gene Ontology annotation, molecular function: voltage-gated calcium channel activity; channel regulator activity. NCBI's taxonomy places the organism in Eukaryota, Metazoa, Chordata, Lepidosauria, Squamata, Lacertidae. The record is from RefSeq and is a predicted model, not a curated record. Gene Ontology annotation, cellular component: AMPA glutamate receptor complex; postsynaptic density membrane.
GCGCGCCUCCACCGCAGCCCCCCUCUCCCGCUCUCUUUUUCCAUCCAACGAUCCCUCCCCCCCCCCGCACAGCCACCCUUCUCUCCCCCCCCUUUUGGGGGUCGCCCUCCAGAUAACGAGGCUAUCUUUGGCUGAGGGAGACCCUCCUUUCCCCCAACCGGGACUUAUUGAUUUAAUUCUCCCCCUCCCUCUUUUACCCGCAUCUCUGCUGCGCUCCCUGACUCCCCCCCCAACGGGUUUUCCUCCUGCUGCGAUUUCUGAUCGCUCCCCACUCGCUCGUUCUCCCUUUCUCUGCUGCUGCAUUCCCUUGCCCCCCCCCCCCAGCCUCUCGCCAUUGCGUGGCUUUUUCAGUCCUUUGCCUCCUGCCUGGAAACAACCCCCCCCCCAAUAGCACUCCCCUCUCCUCCGCCUCCUCCUCCGGACCCUCUUCCUUUCCUUCCCUCUCUCUCCUUCUGCCGGGAUCCCUCUUCUAUUCUCUCUCCCCCUUUUCCGCGUCCCGAUUCCUUCGUCCCUUCGAGGGCUUCCCUUUCCCCCUCCCCAUCCGCUGCACCCCUUUUCAACCCCCCCCGCCUCCCCCCUCUCCUGCACCCCUCUUUUCGCCCCUCUGCCUCUUCCCCUCCUCUCCUUCUGCGUCCCUCGUUCUGUCGUCUGCUCGCGCGCUCCCUUCUUCCCCCUGCUGCAUUCGUCCGCUUGGCUCCCUUUUCAUCCUGUCAUUCCCCGUCUCCCUCCUGCUGCUCCUGCUGCAUUCCUUCUUCCGGCCCCCCAGCUCGGCUCCUCCGGCCCCCAGCUCCAUAUUGACCACCGCCAGCUCGCCCUCCUGCUCCCACCCCACAGAACCGCGGCUGGCUGCUGCAUUCGUCGCGCCCCCCCUUCCCAAAUCUCCCUCCUUCUUCUCCCUCUUUCAUUCUGUCGUGUCCCCCCUCCUCGAAGAAGACUGCAGCCCCUUCUCCUCUCAUCCAUCUCUCUCUCUCUUUCUCUCUCUUUCCUCCUCUUCUUCUCCUUCUCCCACUUUUUGGAUGAAGCAAACUUCUGGAUGGGGCCUUCCGCGAUAGAGACCCAUCGUCGCUUGGGGGUCGCGUAGUCACCGGCCCUUCAAGAAGAUACCCUCCCUUAAGAAAGAGGGAACGGGUGACAUCCCAUCCCAACUCCCAGCCACCCCUUGGAAGGUUGGAGCGAGAAAAAAAGGAGAGAUAACUAAGAAUAAAAAGCAGGAAAGCGAUGCAGGUGCGGUGGAAGAGCAAGGAUCUCAAAGCUCCGGUGGGAUUCUAACAGCAAGGUCCUUGCGCUGCAUUUGGCCAGUGGCUCCCCCUGUCACCUAGGAUGAGUAACUGCAGCAGCCGCGCCCUGACCCUGCUGUCUAGUGUUUUCGGAGCGUGUGGACUGCUCCUGGUGGGCAUCGCCGUCAGUACUGACUACUGGCUGUUCAUGGAGGAAGGGAUUGUGUUUCCGCAGAACCAGACCACCGAGAUAGUCAUGGCACUGCACGCUGGGCUCUGGAGGGUCUGUUUCUUUGCCGGUCAGAAAAAGGGCAGCUGUGUUGCUUCUGAGUACUUCCUAGAGCCCAGGCCUGACCCUGACCCUGAAGGCCCCCUCGUAACAGAGAACACAGAAAACAUACUUAAGACCAUCCGCACAGCCACCCCUUUCCCUAUGGUCAGCCUCUUUCUCGUCUUCACAGCAUUUGUCAUUAGCAACAUCGGACAUAUCCGCCCCCAGAGGACCAUCCUGGCUUUCGUUUCAGGAAUCUUCUUCAUCCUCUCUGGGCUCUCUCUGGUGGUGGGCUUGGUUCUGUACAUCUCCAGCAUCAAUGAUGAAGUGAUGAACCGCCCCAGUGGCUCAGAGCAGUACUUCCAAUACCGCUACGGAUGGUCCUUUGCCUUUGCUGCUUCUUCCUUCUUGCUCAAAGAGGGCGCAGGGGUGAUGUCUGUCUACCUCUUCACCAAGCGCUACGCUGAGGAGGAAAUGUACCGCCCUCACCCAGCCUUCUACCGGCCACGCCUGAGCGACUGCUCCGACUACUCCGGCCAGUUCUUGCACCCCGAAGUGUGGCACCGUGGACGUAGCCCCUCCGACAUCUCCAGCGACGUUUCCAUCCAGAUGACUCAGAACUACCCACCAGCCAUCAAGUACCCUGAACAUAUGCACAUAUCCACCUCACCUUGCUAGACGCACCAGAGAACGAGCUGGACAAGGAAGUCAGCUUUCGCUUGCAGACUAUAUCGUUCUACCCCAACCUGCCUAGGAGACUCCCCUACCAGUGUGGGUUGUCUUCCCCUCUCUAAAGACUCUUUACCACCUACUCUGCUAGAAAUGUCCUCUCUCUCUCUCUCUCUCUCUCUCUCUCUCUCUCUGGUGGGAACUAUUCAACCAACUUUUGAGAUUGCCAGUGCCCUCCUCACCACCCCUUCCGCCCUCUUGGAAACUGUCCUUAUUUCCUUGCUUCCCUGGGAAACUACCAAUUUGAAAAGCCCACCCCUCAAAACUCAAGUCACGCACACACCCUGUUCAUUCUCCACAGAGCAGCGGAAAGAAGGGAUAUAUCUCCCAGUUCAGUUCUGCUGCCUCAGAAUACUUCUCCUUUCACUCAGGUGGUUGGAAACCUUAGUGGGAAAUGACUCGUGAAGCAUGUUCCCCUCAACCUUCUCCCUGAAGAGGUUUCGACAGCAAGCAGGUUCAAAACCAUCUGCAUUUUUCAGAUCUUGUGAGAGGAAGAUGCCCAGAAGCCAUUUUCUCCCAUCAAUCCAAUUCCUGAAAGGAGAGGGCUCAUUGCCAACAUCUCCCUCUGUCAAAACAACAACGAAGAAACAAAACUAGCUUGACAAGAAGUAAUUGCUUUACCAUUGUCAUCAUUCUCUAGUUUCCUGACUAUAAACGACAUCUCCUUGACAUUUUUACCUCCAUCCUUCAAAGGCCCUAAUUAUUCAGGCUUAUCCACCUGACAACAGCCAUCCUUCCAUCCCAGCUUCUUAGGUGAUGACAGGAAAUACAUUAGACUGCCAUCUUGGUUCAACCAAAAAUGACCAGGUAAAAUGUAGUGCUAUAUUUUCCAUUCCCCUUUUCAUCGUGCCGAUUCGUGACAUAGCUCUACAAAUACUGCUAUGUUUAUUUGUCUCAAAACAACUAGCCCUGAGAGGAAUACUCUAUUCAGUUUAUUUCUACCAAUAUCUCAAUCUCAGUCAAUCAAAUUAUAGCAUGAAACUGUUCCCUUGCCAUUCUUCUGUGCUCUAAAUGUCCUCCUCCCUCCCCAACACGCACACACAAACCUGCUCCCUCUGUGCUUCAUUCUUGCCUUCUAGGUUCUUACAGGAAAUGACUAAUCAUCAUUUUUGUAUGCCCACAAAUGACCAGCUUGGGCACCAAUCCUGUAGGUUUCAUUAUUCUCUCAGGCACUUCCCCUUGGAACCCAACAGCAAAGUGCUGCACCACCAUUUGGGGUUGGCUAAAAUAAGACCUUUUCCUGUCAGGAAAUGUGCACGCCCCCUCUCCCGUUUCUGUUCUUAUUGUUGAAGAAAAUUGUCUGACAUCUGAAUUUUCUUCCAAGAUCUCGUACCAUUUGCUUUCUUCCUGGCUCCACCUCCUGGCUCUUCCACCACCUUUAUUUUUGUCAGCGUUUUAGAGGAGAACCCAAUGUAUGAUCUGAAAAGACCUUUU